CCCCUUUUAAAAACCCUCCACGAUACAUCAGGGUACAGAAGUAUCUCUAUCAUUAUACGAAAUAUGAUCAUGCCUUAUCUCUUUUCAAUCAGUCUGGCCCAUGGUGGACUAGGAGUUUCCAAAAAGACUAUCUCUUUUCUCUUUCACUGGAUCACACUGGACUGCAGGAGUAUCUCCAAAAGAAUAACAUGCUGAAUAUUCCAAAGUCAUCAUGUGAUGUUCAGUACAUUUGUUCGUUCAUCGACCAAAUAAGGUCGUACUCGAGACUCCUCCCACCAACUGAAAUAUGUCUAGCAAUGCUUACCAUGGCAACGAUUCUACAGCUCACGCUGGCGAUGAUGUCCAAUUUGGGUCAGGCCAGAGCUGCCGAUUAUAAAGUAAAGCCUUUGGCUCCUCAGCCAAGACAGGGUCAGGAGAAUGGAGGAAAAGGAGCUCUUGCUAAAAAGGACAAAUCUCUGAGUGGUAAUAAAGAGAAAGGCUCAGGCAAGAAGAAUAAAAAGAAUAAUAAUGGAGGGAACUGAUCAAGUUUUAGUAUAAAAGCUUUAAUAAUGUAGAUCUGUUGUUAGAAUUAGCUUUAUGAGAGUAAUAAAACUAAUAGAUAACAGGUCAUCUUUGCUCAAAGCACUAGAUGUAUACAUUGCAUGUAUAUCUUAUUAUUAAAACUCCACUGACAGUAAAGAGAAUGAAGAAGCUGUCUUGUUGGGCGCGGUUUUAUGGGUGGAGCUAGCUGGAAUGAGAAUGGAAGUUUGAGAAUGAGUCUACUCUAGUGCGUAUUGUAUUGAUACAGGAAUCCACACAAAUGGCUCCAUCAGUAUAAGAAGAGAAAGAGCAGAGACUCACGGCUGCUACUUUUCUCUCCCUCCUCCUCAUCCCGUUCCCUCUCUUUCUAUGGGUUGCAGUUGUACUUCUUUGGAGUGGAGAGAAGUGUGAAGCGCGUUGAGAUCCUUCUACUUAGUGUUCCCAGCCCAGGAACUGAACCCGUCCAUUGUCUCCUCGUUCCUUCCCCACUCUCCCUCUCUUUUAGAAGUGGCAACCAGUCUUAUUACUCGUGUACCGAUUGUUUUUUUGUGACGCGCUCGCUUUCUUGAACAGUUACCAUGGAAGGAUUUGAUGCCAAGUUUGACCCACCAUUAGACAAACGUUUAGAGUGUCCAAUAUGUCUUCUGGCACAGAGGGAGCCAAUGCAAACGCCAUGUGGCCAUCGCUUCUGCUCAGCCUGCAUACUCAGAGCUCUGAGGGAGACUGGUCCAAGAUGUCCAGUUGAUAAUACAAGAGUUGCAGUUCAUCAGCUCUUUAAAGACAACUUUGCAAAGAGAGAAGUCCUCUCUCUUCAUGUCCAUUGCCAUGGAAAUGAAUGCACUUGGCAUGGAGAGUUACGCAAACUAGAACAACAUGAAAAGGGCUGUGGCUUAAUGCUAAUUAGCUGCCCGAAUGAGUGUGGUCACAAAUGUCUGAGGAGAGAUAUUUACGAGCAUUUGCCGAGUUGUUCCAAUCAGCCUACUCUCUGCUCUCUCUGCUCCAUCAGUUUCAAUAAGAAUAAGAUUGGGAGUCACGCACAGCAGUGCUCAAAGAUUAAGCUACCGGAAUCAACCCUCGGGGAUAUAUCUAAGGCUAAUGAGAUAUUGAAAUGGUCGGGUCACCUCAAAAUGAAAUUACAUGGACAGAAUUACUCCAUUAUUGGUUACUUGACUGCUAAAAUGGACAGCGAAGAAAGAUUUAUUCAUUCCGGCUCCUGGUCCAGUAACAUUAAUCUCAUUCCACUGACUGGCUCUGCUUCUAGAAUAUUCUGGAAGACUUUGCAAGGUCCAGAGGUCAAACCGCUUGACCUUUUCUUCAACGUGUUAGUCGUUGACUCUCGCUCUGCUGCUUUCCAGAAACUAACAAAGAAAAAGAUUAAUGCAGUGACUGGUCUAAAGCCUAAGAUUACAUCUGGUAGGAGAGAGCUCACUAUUUUGUACAUUUACUGGAGCGACACUGAGAAAAGAAUGAAGGCUUGUGUGGCUGAGCUUCAGAACUAUUUAGUCAAAGAAAUGCAGAAUAAACUUCAGCAGCUGAAGAGAACCUCACAACUGAAUGAAAUCACACUGGAGACCUCAAGGUCAGGGUCCCACAGGGGUGGUUCCUCCAGUCGCUCAACUGCUCCUGGCUCUACUAACCACUCCUCUCAACCCGGCACUGAUCGCAGAGGAGGCGGAGCAUCGUUACCUAGACGACCACCAUAUAACAAUUUACGUUUUGUGAACGUCCCUCCGUCCGGUCCUCCUGUAUCAGUGGAGCCGUCCUCUCACCUUCCUUCUUCAAGUCGUGUUCUCUCUAGUCUACUCUCAUGGCAGCUCUCUCCGAGCUUCCCUCCCUAUCCAUGGAGAGCUGCUCCCAGCGUACCUUUCUUCACCAUACCCUCCACACCUCCUCAGUUCCUUCCUGCUAACUCGUAUCCAUACAUGUUUGCUCCAAUGCCAGCGAUUGCCGCUCCUUCCUUUUCGAUUAACCCUGGGCGUGUCCCUGUGCCUGCUUCAAUAGCCAUUCCCUCUUACGCUGGAGUGGCUGUGCCCCGUGUCACUGGACUACAUGCUGAACUAGUCGUCACUACGGCUUCUGAUGCUCCUCUUCAGCAAGGAGGUGCUACUAUGAUGGAGGGUGGGAGGGUUAAUAAUGUACAGGCUCCACCCAAUGCUCCACCUACUGGACUAGCAGCUGCUGUCAUUCAUUCCUUUCCUCCUCAGACGGUUCCGCCUGAUCACCCAUUGGGUGUACCUCCUAAUCAAGUGUCAGUGGUAGUUGAUCCAAGGGGAGGGAUAGUGGGGGCAGGAGGGGAGGUACCCACGGCUCAAACCACCACUGAACCACAGUCCUGGUCACACCAGUGGCAGGCUCCGCCUUCUAUGGCUAGGGCUAACUGGUUUGGUGAGACGUCAUCUCAAAACUCCUCCUCCUCUUCUAAUCCCUCUAGCUCUAGUGGUGCUGGUCAAUCAGAUACUAGCAGACCCUCACAAUCAGCAAGACACCAUCGGCAAACCUCCUCUCCCUCUUCUCUUAGCUCACCUUUCUCUCUUCCUUUCUUUUCUCCCAUGCCCCCCGGGGGGCUUGAAUCAUCAGACGACGACCUCUCUGAUGUCAACUCGCCUUUACAUUGGCCGAACGGUCAGCCCCCCAGCACCAGAACCCCUAGAACGGGGUCCAGUAAUGAGCAGUCCCCCUCAUCCUCUAACAGUAGUAACGGUGACACUUCAGCUCUCCAGACAUUAGCUGAUGCAGCUGCACUGUUGAGCUCACCCACUCCAUCUGUGUCAGACACCGAGGAAGUCAUAUCUUAUUACGACAGUGACUCCAGCUCACAGAACUCAUCAUUUGCUGAAGACGCUGAUCCUAAUCACGGAAUCUAUUUACAGAUUCCUCCCCGUCUCUCUCAUCCAGCCCCACCUGCUAAUCAUAUUCAAACAAACGGUAACGUCCUAGCCGUACCGACCGGUGGACAUGGCUAUGCUCCACCUCAAGCAUACAGGCACCAAUCCUCCACCCUAGAGGAAGUGUCCCUGUUUGUUCCAGUAAUACAUCCUCCAGUUGAGGAACAAACUGGCCCCGCCCAAGUGUUAUACCCUGCUCAAGAGCGAGGGGUUAUACUGCCACCUCAGCAACCAAUAGCCGAGGUCCUUCACAUGACUGCCCAGGGGUCUCAUAAUAUUGUUCCUGUACAGGAACCCUGGCCUGCCGCGGCCGCAGCUGCUGCUAUCGUUGAGUCCCAGCCUGGAGCUGCGUACAUUCCUCGACCAAUGAUCCCAGCUAAUGGACCACACCCUCACAAUGGAGGAGGAUUCUGGGAAGAAGUUAUGCCUUCUCUACUUCAUGAAGGCCAUGCCCCUCAGUAAUUAUUAUCUUGACCACUCCCACCUUCUAUUGAUCUGACGUAAUUAUCAUCAUUUCCAUUAUUAUUACUAUUAUUUAUAUUAUUCCCUUUCUUUUACGUUAAUUUUCAUUUAUUUCUCUUUGAUUGUCUAAACAACUACCCAUCACAUGACUAUUAUUAAUAUUAUUAUUAUUAAUAUUUAUCGUCACCGUCGUUUGUGUUUGUUUCCUAUAUUAAUCGGAUUUUAAUUUAUUAUUUAAUUUAAAUUUAUACAAUUCAAUACUAUUAUGCGUUGCAUGCCAGCUCAUUUUGUUUUGAUUUUUAUUUUUGCUUUACUUGUACAAAUUUAUGAAUGACUAAUCUUUACAUUAUUAUUGUCAUAUCACUUGGUUCAUUCUAUUGUACAUGGUCUAUUGAACUCUAUUCUCCUUUCUCCAUCUCUCUCUCUUCUCUUUUGAGUAAUUUAUUUCAUUGUUAUUGAAUAAAA
Amphimedon queenslandica is the source of this 4331-nucleotide messenger RNA. Its product is annotated as flocculation protein FLO11-like. NCBI's taxonomy places the organism in Eukaryota, Metazoa, Porifera, Demospongiae, Haplosclerida, Niphatidae. Bases 1098 to 3866 code for a protein of 922 amino acids. Gene Ontology annotation, biological process: lipopolysaccharide-mediated signaling pathway; regulation of canonical NF-kappaB signal transduction; innate immune response. The record is from RefSeq and is a predicted model, not a curated record. Gene Ontology annotation, cellular component: plasma membrane signaling receptor complex. Gene Ontology annotation, molecular function: tumor necrosis factor receptor binding; ubiquitin protein ligase activity; zinc ion binding. The transcript is spliced from 14 exons.